Colletotrichum chrysophilum is the source of this 1437-nucleotide messenger RNA. RefSeq lists its product as uncharacterized. The transcript is spliced from 5 exons. The record is from RefSeq and is a predicted model, not a curated record. Gene Ontology annotation, cellular component: extracellular region. Lineage: Eukaryota; Fungi; Ascomycota; Sordariomycetes; Glomerellales; Glomerellaceae. The coding region runs from base 1 to 1437 and encodes 478 amino acids.
AUGAAGGCCACCACCUUGGCAACCUUUGCCUUGUCGGCGCUCCUCCAGGGAGCCUCCGCCAAGGAGAUCCCGCCCAGUGAGCUCGUCUCUGAGAUCUACGACAGCGGUUCCGUCCACAUGGACCUCAUGGCCCGUAAGAAGGAAUCAUGGGACCGCCAGAGAGCCGCCGGAGAGAUGGAGUCCACUGCUUACCGCAGCCGUCUCGCCGAGGAGGGCCCCGUCUCCUGCGUGAACGGUGUUGCUGAGGUCGUUCCUGGCGAUGCCAUGAACACCUUCAAGUGCAGCAACAUCGACUUCUACGACUUCAAGAGCCACUCCGACCUUGGCUCCACCACCGGUGAGGGUUCUUCCUCCUGGGGCUGGACCAGCCCUGACGGUCGCGAGUUCGCUGUCAUCGCCCAGGCUGACGGUGCCGCCUUCGCCGAGGUCACCAAGGAGGGCAAGCUCGUCUACCUCGGACGUCUGCCUCAGUACUCCACCACGUCCAUCUGGCGUGAGCUUCGUGGUUACAAGAACUACAUUGUCAUUGGCAGUGAAGCUGCCCGUCACGGUGUCCAGAUCUUUGACCUGACCAAGCUCUUGGACCUUGACCCCGCCAACCCCAAGACCUUCGACCCCAAGGCCGACUUGACCUCUUGGUGGAACGGUCUCCCCAACGGCUCUACUCACAACAUCGUCAUCAACGAGGAGAAGGAGUACGCCGUCGCCGUCGGUGCUCAGCCUCGCUCCAGCACUUGCCGCUCUGGUCUGAUCUUCAUUGACCUCAGCGACCCUGAGAACCCCACCUCUCCCGGUUGCGCCGGUGGUGACGGUUACGUCCACGACGCUCAGUGCCUCGUCUACCGCGGCCCUGAUGAGAAGUACUUCGGCCGUGACAUCUGCUACGGCUACAACGAGGACACCCUGACCAUCUACGAUGUCACUGAGAAGAACACCACCAACAUCAUCUCUCGUACCUCUUACGAGGGUGCUAGCUACACUCACCAGGGUUGGGUUACCAACACCGAGUGGCAAGAGUACCUCGUCCUCGACGACGAGUACGACGAGUACGACGCCACUGGCCCCGCUGCCUCUGGAUACCCCAUCACCUACUUCUGGGACAUCCGCUCCCUCGAGGCUCCUAAGCAAACUGGUGUCUACAAGAGCGCCGCCUACGGUAUCGACCACAACCAGUUCGUCAUUGACGGUUUCGCCUACCAGAGCCACUACGGCGCCGGCCUCCGCGUUAUCGACGUCUCUUCCCUGCCCGAGGACCCCACCGGCGGCAAGGUCACCGAGGUCGGCUUCUUCGACAUCUACCCCGAGAACGACGCCGAGCCCAACGGAGGAUCCAUCGACUUCGUCGGCACCUGGAGCCACUACCCCUACUUCAAGAGCGGCUACAUCCUGGUCAACACCAUUGAGCGUGGUGCCUUCCUCGUCAAGCGCACUGCCUAG